Actinia tenebrosa (Australian red waratah sea anemone) is the source of this 1399-nucleotide messenger RNA. RefSeq lists its product as uncharacterized. Gene Ontology annotation, cellular component: protein-containing complex; plasma membrane. The record is from RefSeq and is a predicted model, not a curated record. Gene Ontology annotation, molecular function: calcium ion binding. NCBI's taxonomy places the organism in Eukaryota, Metazoa, Cnidaria, Anthozoa, Actiniaria, Actiniidae. Gene Ontology annotation, biological process: establishment or maintenance of epithelial cell apical/basal polarity; heterophilic cell-cell adhesion.
AUGUCCGCGCAGUUUCUUUUCAAACGAAAUGCGGCUUCGAUGAUUUAAGGUUAUAGAAUGUUUAAGAUGCUCCUGUAUAAUGUACUGCUUAUAUCGGGGGCUUUAAUGAUCAAAAUUGCAGCUUAUGAUGACAAAAAGCUGAACUGUUCUAUCAGCCAUUCCAUUGGAACUUUAAUCACAAAACCAGAUAUAACACUAAAACGACACCAAAGGGAGAUUUUACGCUAUCAAAGUUUUGCCCAGUGCAGUCUAAGAUGUCUACAAAAAGACUGGUGCAUAUCGAUCAAUUUUGAAGCAACUGAAAGCAAGGGGCUUUGUGAGUUGAAUGACUAUGGAGUCGAAAGUGAGUUUUAUGUAUCGGAGAACAAAGAGGAAUUCGAGGUUCACAAAGGAUUUGUGUACAGUCAGUUGAGACCGCCACAGUUUGGUUGUCAUAACAACCCAUGUAGUAACGGUGGAACGUGUAUCGUUGACUGCAAGGAUUCGCAAAAAACACAUUGUAUUUGUCCAAAAGGGUUUAUUGGAGGUCGUUGUAAUGAAAUCAACGAAUGUGUGAGCAACCCUUGUCAGAAUGAAGGCACUUGUAAUGACAAGGACAAUGGAUAUACGUGCACCUGCGCCGCUGGCUUUAAUGGAACACACUGCGAACAUGAUAUCGACGAGUGCUUGAGUAGCCCUUGUCGUAACAAUGGUACGUGUAUUGAUAAAGUCAAUAACUAUUCCUGCACAUGCACAGAAGGUUUCCAGGGACAAAACUGCCAAUUCGAUGCGUGUGAUGUUAUGCCGUGUAAAAAUGGAGCUACUUGCAGUCUCUCAGGAAAUAGCUUCUACUGCACAUGCGACGCUGGAUUCAAAGGAAUAACUUGUGAUGUGGUCGACAGCGUCGAAUGUGCUACCUACACCAACAUAACGAACUCGACUCGUAACGUUAAGUACGGAAAGGUGAAUAGGCAAUGUGACAGMACCUCUUUCGUAGGUUGGUAUCGAUUGACAGGUGGCGCCGGCGUUGCUAUGCCAACAAAAUGUGUACCCGAAUACCACUGUAACACUGACGCUACUGGCUGGCUGAAAGAUCCACAUCCUACCAUACAAGAAGGAAUUGUAACAAGAAGAGUAUGUUUUAGUUUUUCCGGCAACUGCUGUAGAUGGAAUUUUGAUAUUCGUGUGCGAAACUGUGCAGCCUAUUUUAUUUACGAGUUUGUAAUGCUUAAGAUUUGUUAUCUUCGUUACUGCGGCCAAAGCUAAAAGGCUUGUUUAAGGAGGCUGGAAAGUGCUUUUUGCCUUCACAUACAAUCACAAUUAUGAACUAAAAAAAUUAAUACGGCUAUAAUAUGACAGCAAGUAAACCUGGAAAGCCAAAGAACAUAAACCAAAGAUCACAAUAAACAUGUAAAAAUGA